Messenger RNA from Epinephelus lanceolatus (giant grouper), 1900 nucleotides. RefSeq names its product hydroxyacid oxidase (glycolate oxidase) 1 (gene hao1). NCBI's taxonomy places the organism in Eukaryota, Metazoa, Chordata, Actinopteri, Perciformes, Serranidae. The record is from RefSeq and is a predicted model, not a curated record. Gene Ontology annotation, molecular function: oxidoreductase activity; FMN binding.
AGCUGCUCUGCUUAGCACAGCUCACCCUGCGCUGUGUGUCAGAGGGACAGACAGUGAGACGAAUCAGUGUCUUGGCGUCUGAGUGGACAGUAAUGUCGGGGCAGCGUGUUUGUGUCGAGGACUUUGAGAAGGAAGCCAAGAAAGUUCUUCCUAAAGCUGUGUAUGACUACUACUGCUCAGGAGCUGAUGAGCAAAACACACUGGCUGAUAAUGUUGCUGCCUUUAAGAGAUGGCACCUUGUCCCUCGUGUGUUGAGGGAUGUGUCCAAAGUGGAUCUCUCUGUCUCUGUGCUGGGCCAGAAGCUUAGCAUGCCGCUCUGUGUUGCAGCCACAGCAAUGCAGAGGAUGGCUCAUCCUGAGGGAGAGACAGCUACAGCAAGAGCAUGCAGAGCAGUAGGGACAGGGAUGAUGCUGAGCUCCUGGGCCACCUCCACCAUAGAGGAAGUGAUGUCAGCAAUGACGGCCUCACCAGGUGGUGUCCUGUGGCUGCAGCUUUACAUCUACAAAGACCGAGAGCUCACACUAUCAUUGGUCCGCCGGGCAGAAGAGGCGGGCUAUAAGGCUAUCUUUGUCACUGUGGAUACACCAUACCUGGGGAGGAGAUGGGAUGACAUGCGCAAUCGCUUUAAACUGCCCUCACACCUGAGCAUGUCUAACUUCUCAUCAGCCUCCCUGGCUUUCUCUGAGGGAAACUAUGGCAACGACAGUGGUUUGGCUGUCUAUGUUGCAAAGGCAAUAGACCCCACUCUCUGUUGGGAUGACAUCACAUGGCUAAAAAAACACACACACCUUCCUGUGAUUGUGAAAGGCGUACUUAAUGGUGAGGAUGCUGUCCAGGCUGUGAACUACGGCGUCGAUGGCAUCCUGGUGUCAAAUCAUGGAGCUCGACAACUGGAUGGGGUUCCUGCCACGCUAGAUGUGUUGGAGGAGGUGGUAAAGGCAGUGCAGGGUCGCUGUGAUGUCUACCUGGACGGAGGAGUGCGGAGAGGGACAGACGUCCUAAAGGCCUUAGCUCUGGGAGCAAAGGCUGUCUUCAUUGGGCGACCAGUGCUGUGGGGCCUUGCCUGUCAGGGGGAGCAGGGAGUUACAGAGGUUCUAGAACUUAUAAAAGAGGAACUGCGUUUGGCUAUGGCCCUGUCAGGUUGUCGUUCUGUAUCUGAGGUGAGCAGGUCUCUGGUCAGGAGACUAGAGUUCACCUCCAGGAUGUGAAAGAAGACUCUACAAUACAUUCCUGAUGGAUCACUGGACAUUCAUUUGUCAAAUUACCGUAAAACUUUAAUAAUAUUAAUAGCCUGGGCUAUUAUUUGCUUAAGUCACUGAAAUCAACAAGCCUUUAUUUGGGACAGGCAUCCUUAUGGUACAGGCCUUUAAUUCCUUUCACACAAAACUGUUCAUCAGCAAAGAUUGGGAAAUACAAUUGAAUUGUUUAUUUAAACCAGUAUGAAUAUUACUUGUUUAAAAAUUAGGCUUCAGGUGAUAUAUCAAUUUCGAAUCAUUCAUUUGAUCUAGCUCCGCAUCAGAUAGAGAGUGAGUUACAGCACUCGAGGAUUACCGUACCCGGCAUCCCGACAUGACACCACUUUAUCCUGUUCAAGCAAUAUUCACAACUUUGGGAAAUCAAGGAAUGGAGGCAUAAUUUGAGGUAGCCAACAAUCUGGUUUAAAAAAAAAAUUGAGACAGGUGUUAAUUUGUCAAAAUGUGUAGCCACAGCGGGCUAGUAACAGGAACUAGGUGUUUAAUUGAAGUUUUGAGGUAAUUAACUUUAUGUUUGUAUUCAGACUUUAUUGUAAGACUGGGAUGUAAUACUGGCCAAUGUCUUGUUGUAACUAAAUGCAGUGGCAGUAAUAAAAAUGUAUUUUUUAAAAAACUGUGUACAAUAAAUGCAUUUUGUGUCAAAGCAG